Molecule: messenger RNA, 798 nt
Organism: Echinostoma caproni
Lineage: Eukaryota; Metazoa; Platyhelminthes; Trematoda; Plagiorchiida; Echinostomatidae
Source: the annotation of a GenBank genome assembly
AUGACAUUCAUUUUUAUCGCACAUAAGACGACAGUGCUUUACCACGGCAAAAUUACUAGUCUUGUCUCAUUCGGAUUUUACGCAGAUUCAGUCACCUCCACGCACACCACCGCCGCCGCCGUUCCACAGACUGAACUGUGUGUUCCGAGUACUUCCUAUCCGGAACCCGAUCCGGUCGAUCACCUGGCUGCUGUCUUUCCCAGCAUCCGAAGAAGUCAAAUUCGUGAAUUCCUCGAUUUGGCUGCCGGUGAUAUUGAGUGGGCCUCCUCACUCAUACUGGAAGGUGUACAGAUUGGCGUGGAAACGUCCGAUGUGCCUGUUGAAGGCCCCACUUCGUGUGAUGAACAACCGCCCACCUCUACGAGAGAGGAAUACGUGGAAUCCAACCGCAGCUGUCCGGACUUGGAGCCCUGUUUGGAACCGUCGAUCAUGCCAGUCGACUGCGAUCCAGUACAAGCCACUCCUUCGGACGACUCGACCAGUGUGGUAGACAAAUCGACCGUAGAAGUGCCUACGAACAACAAAUGUUUCUCCAUCUCAAGACAGUUUGUUCGCGAAGCCUAUGAUAUGUAUGGUUUUGCCUUGGGCAUCCCGCCUGUUGACUUGUCGGUUGCCGCAGUACCGGAUUUUUUAUUUGACGAAUGGCACCCAGAACCGGAAUUGGUACGGGGAAUUUUGCAAAGUUUUCUUCGAUUCCUGGGAAUUGUACACCAGCCCACGGUUGCGGGCGGUCGAUCAAGCCGAUCGAAUACGAUCACCGAGCCGCCGAAAACCAAUUCAAAGAAUAACCGUGAGUAG